CCCUCCGGAACCUCACCACCAAAAAUGCACCACAAGUUGGAUUGCGUAAGCAUUUACUAGCAAAACACGAACAGCUGGAAGACUCAAAGAAAGUCAAUUCAAUUGCCCGAAGGAAUCUGGAUCCAAAAUUCUUUGUAUCUUCACGUAAACUAGUGAUUCUGCACGAUGUUUGGUCGGCUGAAGGAUCAAUGGAAUAACUCGCUUGCAUACGCCCAAGAGCAGGCUCGGACUCAUUCUCGACAUCUCUCAACGACAGAUCUGGGAAAUGCAGACAAGCUGGAGGAAAAGCGUGCAGAGCGUCUCAGUAUGGCAUACGAAAAUGUGAGACAGCAAUUAGUAGCCGAGAAAAAGAAAAUUGAGCAAUUUCAAAAAAUGCUGCAAGAGAAAACUCCAUUGUCAGACAUUGACGAUGUACAGGGUUUCUCUGACUACAUGGACGACUUAUCAAAACGGUACAGUAUGUCUAUGGAUGAGGUUCGUCGUCUCUCUAUCGAGCUAGAAGGCACGAAGAAACAAGCAAAUGAACAGAAGGAAGCGUCUGAGAAGGCUAUUCAGGGUUUGCAGCAACAGCUUGAGGAAAAUAGCACUUCCAUCCAACAACUCCGAGAACAAAUUGAUUCGUUGACUCAACAGAAAAGUGAGCUGCUAAGCAAGACAACUGCAGUGUCGCCAUCCGUUGUCACUUAUGCACCUACUGUUGUUCAGCAAAAACCCCGGAACUGGAGUAAGAAACGUGUUUCUAAAGGAAAAUCACACAGACGGGCAAAAUCGAGACCCAUUUUACCCACAGAUUUGCCGUCUUUGGAGGAAGAGGUUCCUCAAUCUAAUAACGUCAAUGGAGAUGAGAAAAAGUUGAACAAAGAUACUUCCAUUACACAGAAGCAGCAAGACUCACCUCGUGGUAAUACACAGACUGACCCGGAACUUGUUUUGGAAACUGUUGGAGUGUCCGAUGAUGAACGGAAAGCUUCGUACGAAGAGCAAAUUGCUCAGCUGAAGAACACACUAAAACAGAGAGAAAAUGAGAAGUCUUCUAUUCAAGAUUUACUCGACACCGAACGGGAAAAAAACGUUGCACAAAAACUAGCUUCGGAGUCGUUGAUCAAAGCAACAGAGUCCAAAUUGCUUGCGUCGCAGAAACUUACGACAGAACUUGAGUCUCAGCUUACCGCAGAGAAGCAGAAAAACGAGCAGCACAUUGCUGCCAUCACCCAAUUGCAGGCAGAUCGUUCCUCCCUGCGAGAGCAAAUAAACGCCGCUCAGGCUAAAACCAAGGAAUUGGAAGACAAGCUUGCCAUGCUAGAAACGCAAUUAAGUGAGAAGGAAACGCAGAUACAAAGUCUUCAUUCCGAAGUUGGUAACGCAAACACGCUUUUAAAGAAGCAAAUGGACGCUGCCAGCGACUACGCACGCAAGUAUGCAAUGAUCAAGGAGCAUAAUACAGAGCUCGGUUGUCAACUUUCAGAGUUGGAUGAUCGUCUUCAAGCACGAACAGAGGAGAUGCAGGAGGCACAAUCUAUGCUACAAGAGCAAAGUGCCGACACUCGACGGUUAAAAGAAACAAUCGAAAGACUGGAAAGUGAACGUCAGGAACUGCGUGACCUCUCUAGACUGUCUACAAUGCAAAGGGAAGAGACCAGUGCGAAACAGUUUGAGAGUCUUGUUCGUGAGCUUGAGUCUUCCAAUAAGGCCAAAGAGGAGCUAUACAAAGAAGUUACAGAGCUGCGCAGUGUAUUAGAUAAUCUGCGAACAGACAAAGAUGUUGCGAAUACACCUCCAAAAAGCUCAUCCUCAGAGCCAUCUUCUUCUAGUAGAAGGGACAGCUCUCUUGAUUCAGCUUAUGCCUCUCUUCGGACGGAGCACGAAAAUGUACUGAAGGCGUUGCAUGAUUCUAUGGCGCGCUACGAACAUUUACAGACUUCCUUUCGAUCUGUGUAUUCUAAGUAUGAAAAACUUAAAUCCAAUCAGACUGCUGGAGACACACCUGAAGCUCAAAACAACGAACAAACUGAGAGCAGUACACAAAAGCCUCGUAACGUAAGAAAAGAUGAUGACAUGUCUAUCGACAAGGAGUACACACGAAAUAUCCUCUUCCAAUUCCUUGAUCAAAAGGACAAACGAAAUGACAUCUGCACUCUUUUAGCCACUCUUUUAGACCUUGACCGUGAUCAACAAGCCAAGUUGUUAAGCAUAAAGUAACGAUUUUUUGUUGUCUCUUGUUCCCUCACUCAUCCAAUUUUUCAUGAACGUGAAGACAACUCAUCAUGCAUCUAAUUUUCUUAGUUAAUAAACAAGCAUCUUCACCA
This is a messenger RNA of Schizosaccharomyces japonicus yFS275, 2306 nucleotides long. RefSeq names its product GRIP domain-containing protein. NCBI's taxonomy places the organism in Eukaryota, Fungi, Ascomycota, Schizosaccharomycetes, Schizosaccharomycetales, Schizosaccharomycetaceae. Bases 166 to 2199 code for a protein of 677 amino acids. The record is from RefSeq and is a predicted model, not a curated record. The transcript has a single exon.